AUGCCGACUAUCAGCCCUUCAGAGCGUACACCGGCAGAGAUUUGGCACUAUAUUCUCCAAUUUUCCAUCUUUGUCCCAAUCUUCUUCUCCAUCGACCCAGCGAGCCAUGGCAUCGACGCGCUACACAAGUAUGGAGACGACUCAUUAUACUGGGAGACUGAACGAGCCCGAAACGCACUCAGGAGAGUAUGCAGGUCGUGGGAUGCAUUCCUGAACCGCUUCGCUCGUCGUCUCGUCCGUCUCGUCGACGUAGAGCAUGGCCAUGUCCCAAUCUCCGCCCUCCGAAAUGCGAUCAGGAUUCAAACAUUGGCUUGUCAUUGUCGCAAGCCUAGAGUCGACCUCCACCAGCCAUGGCCUACCCUGGACUACAUCAGGAAAGAUGGAACCCCCGAGCCAUGGAAACUUCAGAUACUGUUUGGAUUCUGGGAAGAUAACACCGCACACCGAAACUAUUUCUUGUACACCACCGACUCAAACACCUUCGCGUCUUCCACAGGACUUGGAGCCAUUCUGGGUAUCCGAGCCAGGCGUACAACAGCACUAACCAGAACGACCAGCCCAUCACGGUAUUAUCGGUACUUGGUUCUACAAGUAUUGCGUACGAUACGACCAAACUGA
Messenger RNA from Serendipita indica DSM 11827, 618 nucleotides. Lineage: Eukaryota; Fungi; Basidiomycota; Agaricomycetes; Sebacinales; Serendipitaceae. The record is from the annotation of a GenBank genome assembly.